GUUAGGACAGUUAUAUGUCUUUUCAUUUGAUUACAGGUAUGAGCAGUCCUUCAGCUCCAUCUACUGGACACUUGUAGCUAUUUCCUGGUGUUAGUUAUUUGUUUAAUAAAGUUAGUUAUUGACCUCUGAUGUCGUAACUCCAGGUCACAGGAAGUAGGUGUUUCCAGCCUGUGCAGUUCAUCUCAUGUGCUCUCAGCUUUCUCCAUGCUAAACAGGCCCUAUGCAGCAUUGUUGUUUUACCCUUUCAUCUUUAAAUACCCAUUAAACAAGUUAACAACUUACACAGUGUGGUGCUUUGAAGAAGGGUUAUCUGCCUGUCAAUCUUACUUCAGACAGUGAGCAGGACAGAACAGUAGACAACAUCACGCAUAGCUGAUGCAAUACAGCACAGUAAAACAACAGCUGGUAUCAAGAGGCCCACACGCAGAGUGGAUUAGCAAAUACCACAGAGAUACAGUACAGCUUCAGUUAACAUAGUACCACGUGCUAACUCUUAUCAAGAUUAGACGGCAAAAUGUCCGAACGAUCAAUCAAGACCAGAUCUAGGGUGUCACAUUCAUCCAGACUCUCAAACCGCUCCCAGGUGUCUGACGCUGCGCUUUUCCGUGCAGAAGCUGCCGCUGCACUAGCUCAACUCACAUUUACUGGGAAGGAAACUGAGCUAAAAUUAGAGAAGACACGCUUAGAGGCUAUGAUGGAGGCAGACAAGGCUCGUCUGGCAGCUGAGAAAGAGGCAGAGAAGGCAAGGUUAGAAGUGGAGGCAAAGCUUCAAAUGGCACGCUUAGAAGCUUCAAUAGAGAUUCUUAAUUUACGUAAGACGGUGGCAAUUGCGAAUGCCAAGGCAGAUGCAUUAGAUGCAGUUCUCGACACUACAGAACAAGCAAGUCAGAAAUUCACUAUGCAGCCUGAUGUAAAACCAGAAACUGCUAUGCAACGUACUAAAGAAUAUGUGCUGAAACAUUCACAGGAGUACAGUCCAUCAAUGCCAAGCCUAGAAAAGCUUAGUAAAUACAGAGACAGUGAUGUUAUCCCAUCAUUUGAGCAAAAUCAUAGUAAACCUCUCCAGAACAUUCCUUUGCAAUGUGACUACAAUGUGCCCGUAGUUACCUCUACCCCACCACCAGAUGGUGCUCUGUUACAAGAACAAAAGGAUUUCAAACAAUUGUAUCCUGUUGAUGUGAAAACUCCUGCAGCCAGAGACUAUAAUGACAUUCAGAGGACUUUACCUGUUACUAAUAAAUACAGCUAUCCUCCUGUUACACAACCAGUGGUUCCUGAUAGAGGUGGUCAUUCUCCAGAGGGAGCAUACCAGUACACACCAGAUGUGAAGCCAGCGCUUCCUAUUAAGCCUGAUUCAGACCAACUUACUGGCAAUCAGCAGAUGUCAGACUUAGUGAGAUUUAUGGCACGCAGAGAAAUGAUAACAUCAGGCCUUGUUCAGUUUGAUGAGAAGCCAGAAAACUACAGGGCUUGGAAGGCGUCAUUCAAAAAUGCUAUAGAGGAUCUACACCUUUCAUACAAAGAAGAAACAGAUCUCCUAGUGAAGUGGCUAGGUCCAGAGUCCAGCAGACAAGUGAAAGGCAUUCGGGCAGUAUAUGUCAAUGAUUCUUGUAAAGGACUACAGAUGUCAUGGCAAAGGUUGAACGAAGAUUAUGGAGCUCCAGAGAAGAUAGAAAAAUCCCUGUGGGACAGUUUUGACAACUUUGGGAAUAUCUUUGAAAGAGAUUGCAGCAAGAAACUUAGAGAAUUCAGUGAUCUGGUAAUAGAACUGUUGGCAGCAAAAAAUGAAGGUUGCUUUCUAGGACUAGAUAAUCUUGAUUCCGCUAGAGGAAUAGAAGACCUUGUAAAAAAGCUGCCAGAUUCUCUAAAAAGGAAAUGGGCAUCACAUGGGACCAAGUACAAGGAAAUACAUAAUGUACUAUUCCCACCAUUCUCUUAUUUCGUGCAAUUUAUCUCUCAACAGGCAAAGAUGUACAAUGACCCAGGGUUUGCUCAGACGUUCCAGACCUUUGGUGACAACAAGCCAGAGAAAUACCGCUACAAGAACACCCCUCAGAGAAGUUCCAUCAGGGUGCACAAGACUGAAGUAUCUCAAGCUACAGGAAACUCUUUAGCUUUUACUGAUGCCAAGACCAUGGACUUAACUAAAGGAUGUCCGAUUCAUCACAAACCUCAUCCUCUGUACAAAUGCCGAGGCUUCAGAGGUAAGCCCCUUGAUGAGAGAAAGACUUUCUUAAAACAAAACAAUAUUUGUUACCGUUGCUGUGCCUCAAAUGCACACCUUGCGAAAGACUGUGACAAAUCAGUUAGCUGUACAGAGUGCAACAGUGACAGACAUGUGUCCGCUCUUCAUCCUGGUCCUGCACCAUGGUCAGUCAGGUCUCUAGAAAGGAGUGAUCAUGGCGGGGAGGGAAAGGACAACAGUGCAGAGGCUACAGUAACUGCAACAUGUACUGAAGUGUGUGGAGGAGAUCUUCGAGACAGAUCAUGCUCUAAAAUCUGCUUAGUCAGUGUCUAUCCUACCGGACAAAAGGACAGGGCAAUCAAACUUUAUGCUAUUCUAGAUGACCAAAGUAAUAGGUCCCUGGUCAGGUCAGAGUUCUUUGAAAUCUUCGGUUCAAAAGGCCAGCAGUUUCCAUAUUCUCUCAGAACCUGUGCAGGGGUGAUUAACACUUCAGGAAGAAGAGCGCAAGGGUUUGAACUACAGUCUCUUGAUGGCAAAGUCACAAUCCCAUUACCCACACUCAUUGAAUGUAAUGAGAUACCAAAUGACAGGACGGAGAUCCCAACCCCAGAGGUGGCUCUUCAUCACAAACAUCUAAAGUCACUUGCUAGUGAGAUACCGAAGCUUGAUCCAUCAGCAUCUAUUCUUAUGCUGUUAGGAAGAGACAUAAUUAGGGUCCAUAAAGUGAGGCAACAGAUCAACGGACCACAUAACGCUCCCUAUGCACACAGAUUAGACACAGGAUGGGUCAUAGUGGGCAAUGUAUGCCUGAAAGGAGUCCAUAGACCAGACUUAGUACACUGUCUUUACACCAGAACCUCAGAAGAGAGCUGCAGAUCCCUCUUUCCACCUUGUCCAUACUUCUACAAUGUGAGGGAAAACUAUGACAUGAAUGUAUGUGUAACUAUGCAAUCCUCAGUGUCUACGUACAAAUCCUCUUGCAAAGAGUUUGAGGAUCAUGUAAGCCACAGUAUCUUUCAGAGAACUACAGAAGAUGAGACGAUUGCUCCUUCUCUGGAAGAUCUUGCCUUUAUGAAAACGAUGAAGGAGGGUUUCUACAGAGCAGAAGACAGUAGCUGGGUAGCUCCUCUACCCUUCAAACCAGAAAGAAAGCAGCUACCAAAUAACAAAGAACAAGUCUUGCAACGUUUCAGGUCCCUACAGAGGUCUCUUAAAGUAAAACCUGAGAUGAGACAGCAUUUCUUUGCAUUUAUGGGAAAGGUAAUCCAAAAUGGCCACGCAGAGAUAGCUGCACCAGUAACCAUUCAAGGGAAAGUACUUCUUCGUGAUCUCACCUCUGAGACUCAAGAUUGGGAUGCACCCCUGCCUGAAGGUAAGAGACUGUCAUGGGAAGAUUGGAAAGAGUCCCUUCACCAGUUGAAGCACAUACAGGUAACUAGACCCUAUGUAUCUGUUUCUUGUUCUAAUGCUAAAUACAAAGAACUUUGUGUGUUUUCAGAUGCUUCCACGCAAGCAAUUGCAGCAGUGGCCUACUUAAAGGUGAUAGAUUCUGAAAGUCAGGUCCACAUAGGUUUUGUGCUAGGAAAAGCUAAGUUAGCCCCAUGUCCAGAACUUACAGUCCCACGACUCGAACUCUGUGCAGCAGUCCUCGCAGUGGAUAUAGCUGCAUUCAUAACAAAAGAAAUUGACACCAAUAUAGACUGUCAGCUACUUCACAGACAGCAGAAUAGUUUUAGGCUACAUUUGCAAUGAGAAAAGAAGAUUUUAUGUCUUUGUUAGCAACAGAGUUCAGCGAAUAAGAAGAUCCUCUCUCCCUGAACAAUGGCACUAUGUGUCAACAGAGAGCAAUCCAGCUGAUCUGGCCACAAGAUCUGUAUCAGCAGCACACCUGAAAGAUACUAUGUGGUUCACAGGUCCACCCUUCUUGAGUCAUUCUCACCACUUGAAACUAGAGACUGAAACCUUUACAUUAGUGGAUCCGGCUCAAGAUACAGAGAUUCGUCCACAAGUUACAACCUUGAGUACAACAUCCAAAGGUAAAGAACUAGGGUCUGAACGUUUUUGCAGGUUCUCUAGCUGGAAUACUUUGACGAGAGCAUUAGCACGCCUCAUUCAUGUAGCGCAUCUGUUCAAACAAAAAAGAGACAGCCAACUUGAUCAUUGUAAGGGCUGGCACCUUUGCAAAGAACUAAACUUGGUGCAUGACUUUAAGAAAGCUAGAACAGUCAUCAUACAGAAUGUUCAAAAAGAGACUUUUGCAAAAGAAAUACAGAGCAUUUUAGAAAAGGAAGGCAUGCCAAAUGAUAGUCCUCUCAGAGCAUUGGACCCUUUCAUAGAUGAAAAUGGACUACUGAGAGUAGGUGGUCGCUUGAGAAAUGCAGACCUAGGACCAGAAGAAAAGAAUCCAAUUAUUGUGCCUGGUCAUCACUACAUUGCUACCCUCAUUGUUCGUCACUAUCACAUCCAGUCGCAACACCAAGGGCGCCACAUUACAGAAGGAGCCGUCCGCUCAGCAGGAUACUGGAUAACAGGAGGAAAGAGAUGUGUGAGUAGUCUCAUCUUUAAAUGUGUCAUAUGCAAGAAACUCAGAAAUACUUGUGAAACACAAAAAAUGGCAGAUUUGCCACCUGAUAGACUGAGAACAGAUCCACCAUUCACUCACAUUGGCCUUGAUGUAUUUGGGCCAUGGACAGUCUGCUCAAGACGUACACGAGGAGGCUCUGCCGACAGCAAAAGAUGGGCAGUUCUUUUUACUUGUCUAAAUAUCAGAGCCAUUCAUAUUGAAGUGAUAGAAUCCAUGGACACUUCAAGCUUUAUAAAUUCUUUCAGAAGGCUUUUUGCUAUACGUGGUCAAGUCAAAACGAUCAGAUCUGAUCGUGGUACCAACUUCGUUGGAGCAUACCGUGAACUUGGAAUCUCUUCCAACCUUAACUAUGAAGAGAUAGAAAGUUUCCUUUCCAAACAAGAGGUGUGUUGGAUCUUUAAUCCUCCUCAUGCCUCCCACAUGGGAGGUGUGUGGGAAAGAAUGAUAGGAGUUGCAAGAAGAAUAUUAGACUCCAUGCUUCUACAGUUACCUUCAAAACUCUCUCAUGAGGUUCUCAUUACUCUAAUGGCAGAAGUGACUGCAAUAGUGAAUUCAAGGCCUCUGACCCCAGUCUCAUCAGAUCCUGAGGACCCACAAAUACUCACUCCAGCUACACUGUUGACUCAGAAGUUUGCAUCUCAUCCUGUACCUUCUGGGAACUUUGAUGGUAAAGAUCUCUAUAAAAGACAAUGGAGACAGGUUCAAAGCCUAGCCAAGGUCUUCUGGGACCGGUGGCGCAAACAGUAUCUAUCUACCCUGCAGGUAAGAAGGAAAGGGCAAUCAGAUAGACCUAACAUCAACGCAGGAGAUCUUGUCCUUCUAAAAGAUCAACAUACCAAGAGGAAUGAAUGGCCUAUGGGUCGUGUAACAAAGACUUUCCCUGAUAAAGAUGGCAAAGUUCGCAAAGUGGAAAUAAAGAUUGCCAGAGAUGGGAGUUCUACAUUAUUCUUCAGACCAGUGACAGAGCUCAUCCUUCUUCUUCAGUCUGAAGACCCUGCUCCCUGAUUGGACUAGAAUUAUUGUGGUGAUCUUACAGACACCAGGCGGGGAGUGUACUGUUAGGACAGUUAUAUGUCUUUUCAUUUGAUUACAGGUAUGAGCAGUCCUUCAGCUCCAUCUACUGGACACUUGUAGCUAUUUCCUGGUGUUAGUUAUUUGUUUAAUAAAGUUAGUUAUUGACCUCUGAUGUCGUAACUCCAGGUCACAGGAAGUAGGUGUUUCCAGCCUGUGCAGUUCAUCUCAUGUGCUCUCAGCUUUCUCCAUGCUAAACAGGCCCUAUGCAGCAUUGUUGUUUUACCCUUUCAUCUUUAAAUACCCAUUAAACAAGUUAACAACUUA
Messenger RNA from Xenopus laevis (African clawed frog), 6107 nucleotides. RefSeq lists its product as uncharacterized. Bases 515 to 3937 code for a protein of 1140 amino acids. The transcript has 3 exons. The record is from RefSeq and is a predicted model, not a curated record. NCBI's taxonomy places the organism in Eukaryota, Metazoa, Chordata, Amphibia, Anura, Pipidae.